This is a messenger RNA of Epinephelus lanceolatus (giant grouper), 3336 nucleotides long. RefSeq names its product protein-tyrosine kinase 2-beta-like. Lineage: Eukaryota; Metazoa; Chordata; Actinopteri; Perciformes; Serranidae. Gene Ontology annotation, biological process: protein phosphorylation; signal complex assembly. The record is from RefSeq and is a predicted model, not a curated record. Gene Ontology annotation, molecular function: ATP binding; protein tyrosine kinase activity. Gene Ontology annotation, cellular component: focal adhesion; cytoskeleton.
UCGCUUACCGCGAUUCUUCAUCAGGCACAGCUUCGGAGAAGUCUGCUUUGCUAAUCUGACAAAAAAAGACCAAAUCUACACUUUGAAAAGUAACAUGAAUACAGUUAGUUGCUGGCACUGGCUUGAAUUCACUUCUUGGGACUGAUAAUAUAAAUUUCUGGUGCUGAGCCGUGGAACUUGUGCAAGACUGCUUCAAUGCAUCUCCUCAUGUGUGUGUUUAAUGAGACCGUAUGAGAGUGACGGAAGAAAGUGACAUAUUGUUGAGCCAGCAAUGUAUGUCUAUAAGCAGUAGCAUACACGCUGUGUGUGUCUGGGUGUGUAUGUGUUGAGUGUGUGUGUGUGAUGUCGGGUGACACCAGCACCCUGUCCUGGAGGAGCGUGUCUCCCACCAGCCAGUCAGAUUCCUCGGAUCUGUCUCCCUCGGCAACUGUCACCAGGGACGGCAUCUUCCCGGUGAAGAUCAUCAAAGUGUGUUUCCUUAGCAACAGCUCCAACCUGGGCAAGAACUUCAAACUGGUCCGUUGUGAGGAGGGAUGGACUGUCAAGGAUGUUGUUAAAGUGGUGCUGUCCAGUGGCUGUGUGGGUCCAGACAUAAAAUACACCUUAUGCUACGGCCUUCUACUCAAACACCUCAAGUCCUCGGUGAUACACUGGCUGCACCCAGACCUGACUGUGUCUGAACUCACCCAGCGCUACGAGCAGCAGCACCUAGAAGCUGAGUGGAGAUACGACCUGAGGAUCAGAUACAUCCCAUCAGACUUCUUGGAGAAAUUUAAAGAUGACAGAACCACGAUGCUGUACUUUUACCAGCAGGUACGAAGUGACUACAUGCAGCAGUAUGCCUCAAAAGUCAGCGAUGGGAUGGCUCUACAGCUUGGUUGUCUGGAAAUUAGGAGAUUCUACAAAGACAUGAAUCCAAACGGACUGGAGAAAAAGUCCAACUUUGAACUAUUAGAGAAAGACGUAGGGCUGGACCUGUUCUUUCCCAGAGAGCUGAUUGACAGCAUGAAGCCCAAACAGUUACGUCGGCUCAUCCAGCAGACGUUCCAGGGCUACUCCACUCUGAAGCAGGACCAGUGCAUGGCCCGGUUCUUCACCACUCUGGCUCAAUGCCACAGCUACACACAGGAGAGCUUCGCCUGCCAGCUAGUGCACGGUUGGAGUCUAACAAUAGACCUGGUCAUUGGCCCUGACGGCAUCAGUCAGCAAAUAGAAAACUCUACGCCCGUCUGUUUGGCCACAUUCUCUCAGGUGCGCAGUAUCUCCUGCUCUGCUGAGAGUGACGGUCGGGCUCUGCUCACUGUAAACAUAGAGGGAGCCAAACAGCCUCUGUCAGUGAACACUUCCUCUCUGGCUAUGGCGGAAAACAUGGCCGACCUGAUUGACGGCUACUGUCGGCUGGAAGGCAGCUCUGAGAGGUCGCUCAUUACCCGGCCCAGCAAAGGGAGAGACGCAAGACAGAAACUACCUGACAUCCCAAAACCUGUUGUUUCCAGUGGUCCCAGCAAAGGUUCGGACAUUUAUGCUGAGAUUCCAGAGGGCACAGCAGACACUGGUGAGAAGUACAGGAUCUCCAGAGAUGACGUUGUCGUGGGUCGAAUCCUGGGUGAGGGAUUCUUUGGAGAGGUUCACGAUGGAGUUUAUAAAAGCCCCACUGGAGAGAGGAUCAAUGUGGCCAUCAAAACCUGUAAGGACUGUUCGGCUGAGGUGAAGGAGAAGUUUCUCAGUGAAGCUGGCUUGAUGAAAAAUCUGGAUCAUCCCCACAUUGUGCGACUGAUCGGAGUCAUUGAGGUCGAUCCUGUCUGGAUCGUCAUGGAGCUCUAUGAGCAUGGAGAGCUGGGGAGCUAUCUCCUGGAGGAGAAGUACAUCCUGACCACGGCAACUUUAAUCCUGUACUGUUUACAAAUCUGCAAAGCCUUGGCUUACCUGGAGGGACUCAAUAUGGUGCACAGAGAUAUAGCGGUGAGAAACAUCUUGGUGGCUUCUCCCGAGUGCGUCAAGCUUGGUGACUUUGGUCUGUCUCGCUAUGUUGACGAACAAGAGUAUUACAAAGCCUCAGUCAGUCGAUUACCGAUCAAAUGGAUGGCACCAGAGUCCAUCAACUUCAGACGCUUCACCACAGCUAGCGAUGUCUGGAUGUUUGGUGUGUGUGUAUGGGAUAUCUUCUCCAUGGCCCAGCAGCCAUUCUUCUGGCUGGAGAACGGGCAGGUGAUCAACCAGCUGGAGUCUGGAGUUCGACUCCCUAAACCGCAGCAAUGCCCGCCCCCGGUCUACUCCCUGCUCACCCGCUGCUGGUCCUACGAGCCGCACGGCAGGCCCACCUUCAGCCAGCUCGUCUGCUCCCUCAGUGACAUCCACAGGAUGGAGUUGGAGCAGGGGUCAAGGCAAGACAGACGGCGCUCCACCGCAUUGACAUUUAACCCAAACCUCACCACAGAGCCUCCACCCAAGCCAUCCAGAGUACAAGGCAACACCCUUCCUCGAAUCACAAACAUACAGGGAAAAAACAGAGAUACCCGGCCAGUGUGGGAGAAAGAGAAAGAGCAAGUGGAGGACAUUUUACAAAGACAAAGAAGAGAGAUGCUGAUGGAUAAACAGUGGCUGGAGCAAGAGGAGAGACAACUGGACCUGGUUGUGCGAGUGGAUACACACCUCAAGCCACCCAAAAAAAGCCCAGAAAAUGGUCCUCCAGAGAAGCCACCAAUGCCUCCCACAAUCACACAGCCUCGGCCCACAGCUGAGCUGGACCGAUCAGGUGACCAUGUUUACCUCGGCGUCAUGGCGAUGGUGAAACAGGUGGUCCAGCUGAAGAAUGAUGUCAACACACUGCCAGCCUCCGAGUAUCCCAACGCUGUCAAAACGGUUGGUAUCACUCUCCGUAGCCUGAUCCAAAGUGUCGACGAGAUCCUGCCCUCUCUUCACAGCUCCAUUACAACAGAGAUUGAGGGCACUAAGAAAUUGCUAAACAAGGAUUUAGGGGAGCUGAUCAACAAGAUGCGACUGGCCCAGCAGAACUCCGUAACAUCGCUGAAGGAGGAAUGUCAGCGGCAGAUGCUGGCGGCCGCUCACACCCUGGCACUGGAUUCCAAAAACCUGUUGGACGCUGUGGACCAGGCUCGAGUCAGGGCCAACCUGGCCAAGCCCAAACCUAUCUCACAAGAAGCAGAGCAUCCUGGGGAAUGAAAUCCCCUGUUGAUCAAAUGGACUUUAAAAAAAGGACAUGAAAUUUGGGUCGAAUUAUAAGCGGAUGAGUUACUGUUUUCAUGCCAAUGACAAGAUGUGAUAAUAUAUUUGUUUUUUCUCCUAAAAAAUAAAAUCAUGUUAACUUGAAGGGGA